Molecule: messenger RNA, 830 nt
Organism: Symphalangus syndactylus (siamang)
Lineage: Eukaryota; Metazoa; Chordata; Mammalia; Primates; Hylobatidae
Gene: CGA
Product: glycoprotein hormones, alpha polypeptide
Biological process (GO): thyroid hormone generation; positive regulation of steroid biosynthetic process
Cellular component (GO): follicle-stimulating hormone complex; extracellular region
Molecular function (GO): follicle-stimulating hormone activity
Source: RefSeq, a predicted model, not a curated record
UGAGGACUUCAUUAACUGCAGUUACUGAGAACUCACAAGACGAAGCUAAAAUCCCUCUUCGGAUCCACAGUCAACCGCCCUGAACACAUCCUGCAAAAAGCACAGAGAAAGGAGCGCCAUGGAUUACUACAGAAAAUACGCAGCUAUCAUUCUGGUCACAUUGUCGGUGUUUCUGCAUGUUCUCCAUUCCGCUCCUGAUGGAGUGCAGGAGACAGGGUUUCAUCAUAUUGCCCAGGCUGCUCUCGAACUCCUGAGCUCAAGCAAUCCACCCACUAAGGCCUCCCAAAGUGCUAGGAUUACAGACGUGAGCUACUAUUGCCCAGAAUGCCAGCUACAUGAAAAUCCAUUCUUCUCCCAGCCGGGUGCCCCAAUACUUCAGUGCAUGGGCUGCUGCUUCUCUAGAGCAUUCCCCACUCCACUAAGGUCGAAGAAGACGAUGUUGGUCGAAAAAAACGUCACCUCAGAGUCCACUUGCUGUGUAGCUAAAUCAUAUAACAUGGUCACGGUAAUGGGGAGUUUAAGAGUGGAGAACCACACGGCAUGCCACUGCAGUACUUGUUAUUUUCACAAAUCUUAAAUGUUUUGCCAAGUGCUGACUUGAUGACUGCUGAUUUUCUGGAAUGGAAAAUUAAGUUGUGUAGUGUUUAUGGCUUUGUGAGAUAAAACUCUCCUUUUCCUUACCAUACCACUUUGACACGCUUCAAGGAUAUACUGCAGCUUUAUUGCCUUCCUCCUUAUCCUACAGUACAAUCAGCAGUCUAGUUCUUUUCAUUUGGAAUGAAUACAGCAUUGAGCUUGUUCCACUGCCAAUAAAGCCUUUUAAAUCAUCA